CGUCGCUACCGCGUCUUCGUCGCCGACGACGUUCUAGUCAACACCGUGGUCGCUGCGACCCCAACUCCCCUCCUCCUCCAACCCAUUGUUCACCUCUGUCGUCGCAGGCGCGCGCUUCCGGCGGACACCGCUCGCACCGCCGCCGCGACCCUGGUAGCUCGUACACCGGAACGCUCUCGGCAAGCCUUCCAGAAGCACCAUCCCUCGCAGUUGCGUGGUCGUAUACGUGUAGAGCCUACGCGUGCCGCCUUUUCUCUGCUGGCAUACACGAGCGUGCUACUGAGCUCGACCUCGAGCUUCACUUCCGUCCCUUGCUUAGGCUGUUCUGGUGGGUAAGAUGAGCGUGCACGAAGAGGCGGACUUGGGCGAGGAUCGCCAUGCGCGUAUUGAGCAGAUCUUCCAACGCGUCGAGGAGGAAAGCGAGCGGCGCGCACAGGCCGCUGCAGCAGCAGAGCAGACGCGUGCAGCGUCGCGCCUGUCGCAGACACUCCCGGACGACGCAGCGUCACACACGUCCGGGACCAGCACGUCGUCACCCGUCGCUGUGACGUCGGCAAGGCCGGUCGUUGGAGAUCGGAGACGGGGGAGCGUGUCGGUGUCGAGGUUUGGGCAGGGCUCCGUUGCUAGCAGGAACGGCGACGCGUCCCGCGCGGAGACACCGACGCCUGCGGCAGCGUACGUCGUCAACAAAGGUGCGUUCUACGCCGUACAGGACCACCAACACGGCUCCGCGGACUCGCUCGCCUCCACCGCCGAAGCCAACCCUGUCUCUGCCCAUUCCCCUAGCUCGCCCGCGCACGAGGAAGAGUCCAUCGUGCAGAUGGCGACCAUCGCAGGGCGGCAGUCGCUCUCGCGCGCGUUCACGCGCGGCCUCUCGCGCAGCAAGACGCCGUCGCGAGCGGGCCUGGAGGGCGUGCUCAUCGGCGUGUCCGUCGAAGAGGCCACCGUGGAGCACCACUCUGACGAGGGCGAUGCCACCGAGGAGGCCGGCCCUAGCAGCGCGGGGGCAGCAGCAUCCUCGCUGGCGGUCGAAGGGCUGGAGAGCAGGGCUGGACGCGCCAGGGCGGCCAGCCGUAGCGUGGUCUACGCUGGGAACGGGCCGCCGCCAGGGAGUCCGUUGACACCGGGGCCGGGAACCUCGAGCGGUCCUGCGCCUACGGAGCUAAAGGCAAAAGGCUCGAGAGCGUCGUUGCCCGGGACGAACGGUGAGGCCAAGACAGAGCGGAAAUGGCUCUCGCGCGCGAAGACGUUCACGAGGAAGCUGAAGAGAAGGAGCAUGAUGGCGCUGGGGGCAUCACGGUAA
Molecule: messenger RNA, 1303 nt
Organism: Fomitopsis serialis
Lineage: Eukaryota; Fungi; Basidiomycota; Agaricomycetes; Polyporales; Fomitopsidaceae
Exons: 4
Coding region: 338-1303 (321 amino acids)
Source: RefSeq, a predicted model, not a curated record